CCGGAGACUGGAGAGUAAAAAGAACUGGAGGUAAGGACCUCCUCUCCAUCUUGCCCUGCUCCCCCAGGCUCCUAGAAGUUCCAGGGCAGAGGUCAAGGACAGCCCCUAGAGCCCCUGCCUGGUGGGACCAUGAACUGGCAGCUACUGUGGCUGUUUUUUUUACUUCCCAUGGCUAUUUCAGGCCGAGCCCUGGGGCCUGCAGAGAAGGAGGCAGCAGUGGAUUACCUUUUGCAAUAUGGGUACCUACAGAAGCCUCUAGAAGGACCUGAUGACUUCAGGCCAGAAGAUAUCAUGGAGGCUCUAAGAGCUUUUCAGGAAGCAUCUGAGCUGCCAGUCUCAGGUCAGCUGGAUGAUGCCACAAGGGCCCGCAUGAGGCAGCCCCGUUGUGGCCUAGAGGACCCCUUCAACCAGAAGACCCUUAAAUACCUUCUGCUGGGCCGCUGGAGAAAGAAGCACCUGACCUUCCGCAUCUUGAACUUGCCCUCCACCCUUCCACCCGACACAGCCCGGGCAGCUCUGCUUCAAGCCUUCCAGUACUGGAGCAACGUGACCCCCCUGACCUUCCGGGAGGUGCAAGCUGGCUGGGCUGACAUCCGCCUCUCCUUCCAUGGCCGCCAAAGCCCGUACUGCUCCAAUACCUUUGAUGGGCCUGGGAGGGUCCUGGCCCAUGCUGAUAUCCCAGAGCUGGGCAGUGUGCACUUUGAUGAAGAUGAGCUCUGGACCGAGAGGACCUACCGGGGAGUGAACCUGCGUAUCAUUGCAGCCCAUGAACUGGGCCAUGCCCUGGGGCUUGGGCACUCUCGAUACACUCAGGCCCUCAUGGCCCCUGUCUAUGCUGGCUACCGGCCCCACUUCAAGUUGCACCCAGAUGAUGUGGCAGGGAUUCAGGCUCUCUAUGGCAAAAAGAAGCCAGAGAUGGAGGAUGAGGAAGAAGAGAUGGAGCUUCCCCCUGUACUCCAAAUUCCCACAGAACCCAGUCCCAUGCCGGACCCCUGCAGUGGUGAACUGGAUGCCAUGAUGCUGGGGCCCCGUGGAAAGACGUACGCCUUCAAAGGGAGCUACGUGUGGACUGUGACAGAUUCAGGGCUGGGUCCCUUGUUCCAAGUGUCUGCCCUUUGGGAGGGGCUCCCAGGAAACCUUGAUGCUGCUGUCUACUCUCCUCGAACACAAUGGAUUCACUUCUUUAAGGGAGACAAGGUGUGGCGCUAUAUUAAUUUCAAGAUGUCUCCUGGCUUCCCCAAGAAGCUGAAUAGGAUAGAACCUAACCUGGAUGCAGCUCUCUAUUGGCCUGUCAACCAAAAGGUGUUCCUCUUUAAGGACUCUGGGUAUUGGCAGUGGGAUGAGCUGGCCCGAACUGACUUCACCCACUACCCCAAACCAAUCAAGAGGUUGUUUACAGGAGUGCCAGACCAGCCCUCAGCUGCUAUGAGUUGGAAGGAUGGCAGUGUCUACUUCUUCAAGGGCAAACAGUACUGGCAUCUCAAUCGACAGCUUCGAGUAGAGAAAGGCUACCCCAGAGAUAUUGCUCACAACUGGAUGCACUGUCAUCCUCUGACCCCAGAUACUACUCCAUCAGGUGGGGACACCACUCCCUCAGCUACAGGCAUUGAGCACUCACCCACAGGAACAACUUUGGUUACCACUUCCUCGGCCAUAGAUACCACUUUGAACAUGGACCACUUGCCCAGAAACACAAUCUUGGACACGAUCCCCUAAGCCACAGGCUCUACCACCCUUUCAUUCCCCGGUAAUUUCACCCUCUGAGAGGCCUAAGACCUGAACAAAUGUCUGCUCACUAGACUGCAGGUGCUGCAGCAGGGGAAUGGACCAUAGACCUAAGGUCUCUAAAUGUCCCAGCUCUAGCCACGACUUCCCUGUGCUCUUUCUCUCCUGGGCAGUGACUUCCUAAUUCUGGGUCAACUCCCAACUCUAUCCAUUUCUUCUGUCCUAGAUAGCACUUCCAACUGUGUUAUCUACUCUUUGGAAAACAGUGGUAGAGAGAAGGUCUCAAUUAGGGCUUUAGCUGACAGGAAGCAACAGCUGGGAAGCUGAAUGCCUGGGUGCUGUUCAUCCCAGAUAAAGUGCAAGAAAACAGCAUGGCCAGUAGAAUGAGCGAGGGCUUUGGAAUCCUUAAGAAUGACAUUUGCUUAUUUAUAAUUUGAGGAGGUUAAUUAACCUCGUUGAGCCUCUGAGUCCCCAUCUGCAAAAUAAGAUCGAUACUAAUCCUGCAGCGUUGUUGCAUUAAAUGAAAUACUACAUAUGAAGUGCCUGGCACAGUGUCUGGCACACGUGUGCUUAAUAAAGGCUAACUCUGUGUUUACAAGGGA
Molecule: messenger RNA, 2327 nt
Organism: Pteropus alecto (black flying fox)
Lineage: Eukaryota; Metazoa; Chordata; Mammalia; Chiroptera; Pteropodidae
Gene: MMP19
Product: matrix metallopeptidase 19
Exons: 9
Coding region: 130-1716 (528 amino acids)
Biological process (GO): extracellular matrix organization; proteolysis; collagen catabolic process
Cellular component (GO): extracellular matrix
Molecular function (GO): zinc ion binding; metalloendopeptidase activity
Source: RefSeq, a predicted model, not a curated record